Darwinula stevensoni is the source of this 849-nucleotide messenger RNA. NCBI's taxonomy places the organism in Eukaryota, Metazoa, Arthropoda, Ostracoda, Podocopida, Darwinulidae. The record is from the annotation of a GenBank genome assembly.
UUAUAUCACCAAUGGUGUCAUCUACGGUGGUGUCACGCAGCAUUCGCAAGUCAAGAUGCUCAACAGAUGAGUCGAUGUCCUGAUCGCUACUCCAGGAAGAUUGCUCGAUUUGAUCAAUCAAAAAUUUGUCAAUCUGACAGAAGUCCAAAAGUCAUCUCUCGUCUUCCGAUAGCCAAACAGACGCUCCUGUUUUCAGCAACGAUGGCUCCUAGUAUCAUGAAUCUGGCCAAUGGAUUACUCAAAAAUCCUGCAUAUAUUUCGGUCACUCCUGUCUCUUCUACCGUCGAUACGAUCAAUCAAUCACUCUAUACUGUCAGCAAAGAAAACAAAAAAGAUCUCCUUGUCCAUCUUCUCAAAAAUACGGAUAUCAAAAACGCUGUCGUCUUUACCAAAACUAAACACGGAGCAAACAAAGUAGAAAAAAUCCUCGCUCAAAACAAUAUCUCCAGCGCAGCCAUCCAUGGAAAUAAAUCACAAGCUGCCAGACAGAAAGCACUCGCUAGUCUCAAAGCUGGAUCUAUACGCGUAUUAGUAGCCACUGAUAUUGCAGCCAGAGGUAUCGAUAUCGAUGAACUAUCACAUGUCAUCAUCCAUGAUGUACCACUCGAACCAGAAUCAUAUGUCCACCGUAUCGGACGUACUGGAAGAGCUGGACUCAAAGGUCAUGCGAUCAUGUUUUGUGAACCAGAUGAGAUGAAAUAUCUCAAACAAGUUACCAAACUUAUUCAUAGAGACAUCCCAUUAGUGAAAGAUCAUCCCUAUCAUCUUGAUUUAGGACAUACUGGAAAAAUCCAACCUCCAGCUCCUAAGGGAAGAGGUAUACCAUCUCCUCAUAGAUCUCGCCCAUCA